This is a messenger RNA of Styela clava, 750 nucleotides long. NCBI's taxonomy places the organism in Eukaryota, Metazoa, Chordata, Ascidiacea, Stolidobranchia, Styelidae. The record is from RefSeq and is a predicted model, not a curated record.
UCUGGGGAAGUGACGAUGGUAACUAUGUCUAUGUAGCAUAUAUUGAUGAUAGGGUCAUCAAAAAUUCCUGGAAAACCGAGUUGAAAAAUCAAGGAUUUUAUCCCACAAUGGCCUGUCCUAAUCCAAUAAAAGUAAAGAAUGGAGAGAAAAUCAGAGCGUCUAUCUCAUGGAAACGAGAAGCAGAGAAUGAAUUCUCACCAACAGAACAAUACUCUUUUAAUAUAGACUUUACAAACCACAGGAUCAGAAAGAAAAACUUUGUUUUGCCACUCUCUACAAGAGAUGAAGAAUACAUAACUAUUAAAUUUGAUGUGGAGAAAGAAGGCACACCAGCUGAUACUUUGCAGUGGAGACAGCAUAUGGUUCGAAGAAAUGGGGCAGCAUCAGACUUUUCAAAUGUCUGUCAACCUGUCAGGUUGAUUGACGUAUUUUUGAAUGAAGUCAUCAAUGAGUUUGGCCCUGGUGCAUGGACAAACUUUGCACUCUCCUCGCAUGGACUGGAACUGGGCAUGGAAGAAGUGAUAGAAAUAGAAGUAGACUUUCGUGAUAACUUCAUGAAACAAAAGUUGGAAAUGCUCGAAAUAUGGAAGAUGCGUACCGGUGGACGAGAAGUUGAUCUGAUCGACGCAAUACGACAAAGAGUAGAAAACUUUCGAGAGCACCUCAACAACAGAAAGUGAAGAUCAUCUUAAGAUUUUCUUAUUGCAUUUAAAAACAAUGAUUGAUAUAUACCGGUACAUAAAAAAUAAU